This is a messenger RNA of Vidua macroura (Pin-tailed whydah), 2586 nucleotides long. RefSeq names its product sosondowah ankyrin repeat domain family member C (gene SOWAHC). Lineage: Eukaryota; Metazoa; Chordata; Aves; Passeriformes; Viduidae. The record is from RefSeq and is a predicted model, not a curated record. The transcript has a single exon. Bases 80 to 1588 code for a protein of 502 amino acids. Gene Ontology annotation, molecular function: protein binding.
CCCGCACCACCACUGCCACCACCAUCACCAGCAGCGGCAGUAGCAGUAGCGCCGGCGGCGCGAUGGGGUAGCGGCGGCGAUGGCGGAGCCGGCGGAGCUGCAGCAGGAAUCAGUGGUGCGAUUCCUGGCGGCGCGGGGCGGGCGGGCACGCAACGCGGAGCUGCUGGAGCAUUUCCGGGACUGGCUGAACCCCGCGGAGCCCUCCCGCCGCGCCGCCGCCCGGCAUCGCUUCAAGGAGCUGGUCAACGCAGUGGCCACCGUGCGCCAGGAGCCCGGCACCGGCGUCAAGUACGUGCACCUCCGCCGCCGGUACUGCGCCCCCGAGCCCCCCGCCGCCGCCCCCCUGACCCCCGGGGAGCAGGAGCCGGCGGCGGAGAACAGCGCGAAGCAGCUGAGUCCGCCGCCCUCCCCACGGGCAGGCGCUGAGGAGACGCCGCCGGCAACAGGCGAGGAUGCCGGCAGGCGCCCGCAGCCCCCGGGGCAGCGGGGCGAGCCGCCCCGGCCGAGCCCGGCGGUGGCUGGAGGCCAGCGGAGGGGCUCCCGGCGGGGGCCACCGCCCGGGCGCGGCGAAAGCGGCGGCGGAGGCGAGGAGACCGCGAUAGCGACGGGCCCGGGGCGGCCCCCGGCGACGGACGAGGCGGGGGCGCCGGAGGGAGCGCCCGGGGCGGCCGCGCAGGGCGGCGGCCGGCGGAGCCUGCGGGAGGCGGCGCGGGGCAGCUCCCCCCAGCUGAAGCGCGGCGCCCUCCCCGGCGGGAGCCGCGGCCGGGACUCGGACAGCGCCUCGGUGGCCUCGUCCUCCGCCGAGGAGGAGGGGAGUACCACCGGCUCCGUGGCACUGGACCCCCUGGAGCACGCCUGGAUGCUGUCGGCCUCGGACGGGCGGUGGGAGAGCCUGGAGGGGCUGCUGAGCUGCGAGCCGGCGCUGCUCUGCAAGCGGGACUUUAUCACCGGCUUCACAGUGCUGCACUGGGCCGCCAAGCACGGGCGGCAGGAGCUGCUGGCCACGCUGGUCAACUUCGCCCAGCGGCACGGGCUGCCCGUGGACAUCAACGCCCGCACGAGCGGCGGGCACACGGCGCUGCACAUCGCCGCCAUGCACGGCCACGCCGAGGUCGUGAAGCUGCUGGUGGGAGCCUACGACGCCGACGUGGACAUCCGCGACUACAGCGGGCGUAAGGCUGCGCAGUACCUGCAACAGGGCACCUCGGGGGACAUGCGGAACCUCGUGGGGGCCCUGGAGGAGGAGGAGGAGGAGGAAGGGAAUGCUGGCAAUGGGAGCGGGCGCUGGAGGCUCUCCAAGGUGUUGCCAUCAAAUCUCAUGAACUACCGGCUCUCCCACCACCAUCACGGCACUGGGGAGGAAGCUGAAGGUACGGAUGGGGCAGCGGUGCCGGGCAAAGGCAAGGAGAUGACCAGGAAAGCAUCUGGCAGCGGACGGAUGAAGCCUCGGCUUAAUAAGAUCCGCUUCAGGACUCAGAUCAUCCACAACACGCCCUCCUUUCGUGGUGACGCUGAGGAGGAAGAGCAUGAGGAGAAAUCCCUGAAAUCAUCAUUCAAGCUCAGGCCGAAGUCCAAUGUGUUUGGAUAAGGCCAGGGAGCAGGAGGUCUGGGAGGUGGAUGCAUGGACCAAAGUGCCCUCAGGUGUAGCACAGAAGGUGAGGCAGGUACGAGUGGGUGCUCAUCUACACUCGUGGACUCUGGCCAGAAGGGUCCUGAGUAUCUUGCUUCAACUCCCAGCUCGGUGUGGUCAGUGAGCCCAGCAGGUCAGCAGGGCUCUGGGAGCUCACAGCUCCUGGGAGCAGCUGCUUCAGCCGGGCCCUCAGUGCUGAAAUGGGAGGCGGUGGGUAUGUUGAGAAACACUGUUUAAAAGCUGUGCUCCUUUCUCUCUAAAAGCAGGCUUUGGGAUCGUAAACCUGUGUUAGUGGAUCUACUAGGAUUAGUGAGGUGAGUGGGGGAAAGAAAAGUGCAAAUGCUUUACUCUUACAUUAUUAACUGGUACAAUAAACUAUCAGCAAACAACUUGCUAUGUCAGAAGAACACCUCAGUAAUAUACAAGUAUACCUUAAGUUUCUCUUUAACAGCAAUACCACCUGGCACAAUGUGGAUUUGGGUACACAAAAUCGGUACAGAACAGUUUCCUGUCAGAAUCCAAGCUUCAGUCCAUCAAAGAGUUGAGCCUGUGUUGACUUUAUGCAUUGAAAAUUGCUUGAUUUGACAACAUGACUAUAUUACUAAAAAAAAAAAUCCAUUGCACUGCAAGCAAUGAAUAAAGUUAACCAUGUGCAGAAGUCUUUGCUGUCUGAGUACUACUGAGCUUGCUUAUCGCUGUUGGAAUACUAAUACAAGAUAAUAGAAACAAAGCGUUUUUAUAUAUAUUUGGUAUCUUAUGUUUUGUCUUAGGCAAAGCAAUUUUAUUUUAAUCACUGUGAAUUCUCAAGUGCCAGACCUAGCGCAGUUCCCAUUACUAAGUCUGGUCAAUUCUUGUUAAUGUUCUUUGUGUAACUCACUGCAUUUAAAAUCAGAAGAUUGUGUUGUAUGUUACCUGUGAAAGUUGUUCUAUUUUAGAAUAAAAGAGCACAGACACCA